Molecule: messenger RNA, 1630 nt
Organism: Toxorhynchites rutilus septentrionalis
Lineage: Eukaryota; Metazoa; Arthropoda; Insecta; Diptera; Culicidae
Product: obg-like ATPase 1
Exons: 6
Coding region: 165-1361 (398 amino acids)
Cellular component (GO): cytoplasm
Molecular function (GO): ATP hydrolysis activity; GTP binding; ATP binding
Source: RefSeq, a predicted model, not a curated record
ACACACACAACGGAAAGUCAGCUGCCGGAGAAACGUCAAAAUGCAUGCACCCGUCUCAAAAUAGAGUAUCCACGUUUGAUUCUUUAGCGGCUGAAACAUCUCGCCUAAAUACCGUGCGCCUGAAAGUUAAACUUUGUCAGUGAUUUGCGGUGAAGAAAACAAGCAUGCCUCCGAAGAAGAUCCUAGAGCCGGAAGUGAAACCACUGAUUGGCCGCAUCGGUACCAACUUGCGCAUCGGAAUCGUCGGUGUACCGAACGUCGGCAAGUCCACCUUUUUCAACGUGUUGACGAAAAGUGCGGCACCGGCGGAAAAUUUUCCCUUCUGCACAAUCGACCCGAACGAGAACAGGGUUCCAGUGCCUGAUGCACGUUUUGACUAUCUGUGCGAAUACCAUAAACCAGCGAGCAAAGUGCCUGCAUAUCUGAACGUGGUCGAUAUCGCCGGUCUUGUGAAGGGAGCCGCAGAAGGACAGGGUCUGGGAAAUGCGUUCCUGUCACAUAUCAGCGCAUGCGAUGCCGUCUUUCAUUUGUGUCGCGCUUUCGAUGAUCCGGACGUAACGCACAUCGAAGGUGAAGUGGACCCGGUUCGUGAUCUGAGCAUCAUCGCCGAAGAGUUGCGUCUGAAGGACGAGGAGAAACUGAUGACCAAUCUGGAUAAGGUGGAAAAACUGGUGACGAGAGGUGGCGAUAAGAAAUCCAAACCGGAAUAUGAAACGCUGGUAAAGGUCAAAGAGGUUCUGGUGGAUGAGAAGAAGCACAUCAGAUUCGCUGACUGGAGCGCUCAUGACAUCGAGGUACUGAACAAGUAUCUUUUCCUGACCUCAAAGCCUUGCAUUUAUCUGGCGAAUCUGUCGGAGAAGGAUUUCAUCCGAAAAAAGAACAAAUGGCUGCCCAAGAUCAAGGAGUGGAUCGACAAGCACGAUCCGGGCGCACCACUGAUCCCAUUCUCCGGCUUGUUCGAGAAUAAUUUGGCUGAGAAAGAGUCGGACCUGGAACGGAAGGCCUACGAGGAGGAGACCAAGUGCACCUCGAUGCUGGAUCGUAUUAUCACCACCGGUUACAAGGCGCUGCAGUUGGAGUAUUUCUUCACCGCCGGUCCGGACGAGGUGAAGGCUUGGACCAUCCAAAAGGGUACCAAGGCACCGCAGGCGGCCGGCCGAAUUCAUACCGAUUUCGAGAAGGGUUUCAUCAUGGCCGAAGUGAUGCACUACAAAGAUUUUAAGGAGGAAGGAAGUGAAGCCAACGCUAAGGCUGCCGGUAAGUAUCGGCAGCAGGGUCGUAAUUACGUCGUCGAGGAUGGAGAUAUUAUAUUCUUUAAGUUCAACGCCGGCGCCGGUCUCAAGGAUGCAAAGAAGAAGUGAUAUCAGAAGGUGACCACGGUUAUCAUUGUGUUUUUGUAUUUGAAUAUGAUAUUCUAUUCGCAAAUGUUUUUGCCGCUACUGCAAUAAACGAGGAGAGAAUGGUGUAGAAAUACAAUGAUACAAGACACUGUGUAAGAAAUAUACAUUCUCAACUACCCAAUGCGCAUACCAUAAACACACUGAACUGAACAUUGAACAUAUUUGAUUGACUGUGAAAAUCUGCAAUCUAAGAAAACUAAUAAAUUAUUCGUUUUGUGUAGCUGCUUAUA